Messenger RNA from Archocentrus centrarchus (flier cichlid), 3060 nucleotides. RefSeq names its product solute carrier family 23 member 1 (gene slc23a1). Gene Ontology annotation, biological process: transmembrane transport. Gene Ontology annotation, cellular component: membrane. Gene Ontology annotation, molecular function: transmembrane transporter activity. The transcript is spliced from 14 exons. NCBI's taxonomy places the organism in Eukaryota, Metazoa, Chordata, Actinopteri, Cichliformes, Cichlidae. The record is from RefSeq and is a predicted model, not a curated record. Bases 1 to 1812 code for a protein of 603 amino acids.
AUGGAAGACGACUUUCAGAGUCACGAGGGGCAGGGCUACAAACCUGACAGGCCUGACCUGCCAAUGGGAGAACAGAAAAAAAACAAACAGUCAAUGGAUGCUCAGAGGGUGGGGCCAGACAUGAUUUACACCAUUGAAGAUGUCCCACCCUGGUACCUGUGUAUUCUACUUGGAUUACAGCAUUACCUGACGUGUUUCAGUGGAACAGUGGCUGUGCCAUUUCUUCUGGCUGAGGCUAUGUGUGUUGGUCGAGACCAAAACACCAUCAGUCAACUGAUUGGAACCAUUUUCACCACAGUUGGCAUCACGACUCUGAUUCAGACCACCAUGGGAGUCAGACUUCCUCUUUUUCAGGCAAGUGCUUUUGCAUUCCUGAUUCCUGCUCAGGCAAUCCUCGGUCUGGACAGGUGGCGAUGUCCCAGUGAAGAAGAGAUUUAUGGGAACUGGAGUAUUCCUCUGAACACUUCACACAUCUGGCAGCCUCGAAUCAGAGAGAUCCAGGGUGCCAUCAUUGUGUCCAGCCUAGUGGAGCUUGUGAUUGGUCUGUGUGGGUUACCCGGGUUACUGCUGGAAUACAUCGGCCCGCUGACCAUUACGCCAACCAUCUCACUGAUCGGCCUCUCAGUCUUCACCACCGCUGGAGACCGAGCAGGCUCCCACUGGGGCCUCUCAGCACUGUGUAUUUUGCUGAUCGUACUGUUUGCACAAUACCUGAGAGCAACAUCACUUCCUGUUCCCAUGUACAGCAGGAAGAAAGGCCUGCGGUCCACCAGAGUGCAGAUCUUCAAGAUGUUUCCUAUCAUCAUCGCCAUCAUGUUGGUGUGGCUCGUUUGUUAUGUCCUCACUGUGACCGACCUGCUGCCCAAUGACCCUGAUGUCUAUGGACACAAAGGUCGCACCGAUGCCCGAGGGGAUAUUAUGACAUCAUCACCCUGGUUCAGGAUGCCUUACCCAUGCCAGUGGGGGUUGCCAGUGGUAACAGUUGCUGGAGUGUUGGGCAUGCUGAGUGCAACGAUGGCGGGCAUUGUGGAGUCAAUUGGAGAUUAUUAUGCUUGUGCUCGCCUGUCUGGAGCCACGCCCCCUCCUGUCCAUGCCAUCAACAGGGGCAUCUUCAUGGAGGGUGUGUGCUGCAUCAUUGCAGGUCUGUUGGGGACAGGAAAUGGCUCCACCUCUUCCAGUCCAAAUAUAGGUGUUCUUGGCAUCACCAAGGUGGGUAGUAGGCGGGUGGUGCAGUAUGGCGCCGGCAUCAUGUUUGUGCUGGGAACUGUCGGGAAGUUCACAGCUCUGUUUGCCUCGCUGCCCGACCCAAUCCUGGGAGGAAUGUUCUGUACGCUGUUCGGCAUGAUCACAGCUGUUGGUCUGUCAAACCUUCAGCUGGUCGAUUUGAACUCGUCCAGAAAUCUUUUUGUUCUCGGGUUCUCGAUGUUCUUUGGUCUGACACUGCCGACAUAUCUUGACUCACACCCCAACUCCAUCCAGACAGGUGUUUCCGAACUCGAUCAGAUCCUCACCGUUCUUCUCUCCACUGAGAUGUUUGUUGGAGGUUUUCUGGCUUUCUGUCUUGACAACACCAUCCCAGGUACCAGAGAGGAGCGAGGGCUGGUUGAGUGGAGCUCCUCCUCUUCCUCCUCUUCUUCCUCUUCCUAUGACCUUCCCUUCCUGAUGGGCGUGAUCAGACGGACUCACUGGCUCAGGCGGUUUCCCAUCAGCCCCUCCUUCACAGGUUUCAGGGCAUCCGAUGACCCACUGCCUCCUGAACAGGAGGAAGAAGAAGAGGAAGAUGGCACUCAAUUGCCCAGCACCAAGAUGUGAUGAUGAUGAUGUCAUCAGUCCCAGCUGAGACUAUUGUGAUCUCAUGUGUUAUGUUUCUAAACUGAUAAACAUUUCCAGGUGAUUGUUUAUCAGCAGUCUUUAGUUCCCUCUGUUCACUUUCAUAAAUCAAUAUGACCAGAAGUUUGUGACAUCACAGCUUUUCCUGUAACUAAAACCCAGCCCACAGCCUGGCCCAGCAGUCCCUGAGUUUAAUUUCCUUCUUAUGAGCUCAGCCCAAAGCUUUAUGGGACACAGGUUCCAGGUGUGCAGUGACUCAUUUUUAUGAACUGCAGUCAGGUUCCUGCGGGAUGCAGCCACAGGGAGCUGCUAUUCAUACACGUUCAAAAUAAAAGCAGGUCUUUUCUGAGUCUGCUGAACUGUCUGUGAGCAGCUCCUGUUCAGAUGGCUGCACCACUGAAGGAAACCAGACAGAUUCAGAUCUUUCCGAGACUUUAUAAAGCCAUUAACAUGUGAGAAACUUCACACACACACACACAUGCAUGCACACGUGCACACACAUACCAUCAGCUGGCUUAAUGCAAUAACAUAUUAAAUGAAGUAAAAUUUUACCUUCAUACUGUGAAUAUUUUUAGAGUUUGAGGCCCUUGCUGGGUCCAGAUUUGGUGCUUUUUGAGUCAUUUUUAAAACAGGAAUUUAGUUUUUUUUUUUUUUUUUCUUUUUAAACAACGAUGUGCUCCAUGAUACUGAUGCUCAGAACAGGAACAAUCAAGCUGAACAAAUACAGAUUUAUGUUUAGACUGUGACUCUUGCAGUGGGUGUAAAACUGAUUUGGUAAUUUCUAACAGACCCCUGAAAAUGUCAGAACACAUCUCAGGAGGUCACACAACUUUAACAGGUCUGAUUUAGGAGAUGUUGGCAUGCACUUUAGUCACAUGACUUAAUCAUGAUGCCACUUCAUUAUUUUAUCCUUUCACUCAUGUUUUCAGAGUUUGAGUAAAGGAUGGAGGUUUAGGUGAAAUCUCUUCUGUCCAAAAAAACAUUGUGUCCAUGCAUAAAAACGAACAUCAGAAAACUCAGAAAACAUCUUUAUGACUGAGGAUUGGUUUGAAAGACAGUGAUCAAUAUUAAUCAGUAUUAAUUUUGAAUAUAAGUUGAGACAUGAAUUGAUUAGAGUACUGUCUGACAGACUGGUUCCCAGUAUACCUCCCAGUUUGACUCCAGUUUGUUUUGUUCUCGUUGAACAAAUUUUUUGUUUUCAUGGUAAUCAAUAAAUGUUUCCAUUGAUCA